Vespula vulgaris is the source of this 703-nucleotide messenger RNA. RefSeq lists its product as uncharacterized. The transcript has 2 exons. The record is from RefSeq and is a predicted model, not a curated record. The coding region runs from base 200 to 703 and encodes 167 amino acids. Gene Ontology annotation, molecular function: odorant binding; olfactory receptor activity. Lineage: Eukaryota; Metazoa; Arthropoda; Insecta; Hymenoptera; Vespidae. Gene Ontology annotation, cellular component: plasma membrane. Gene Ontology annotation, biological process: sensory perception of smell; detection of chemical stimulus involved in sensory perception of smell.
GCGAUAAUUUCGAGAUCAUGAUACAGUCAAUAUGUAUAGUAAUAGCUAUUAUACAAAUGAGCAUCAAAAUGAUGGCAUGUAGAAUGCAACGUUCGAGUUUGCAGGUCUAAUAAAAUUAAAACUUCAAUUUGGUCUGCUAUCUCCAAUUACAACGUCGUCUACAAAAUUAUUUCCAUCGUUUCAGUCGAUAAUAACGGAAAUGGAAAGUAUUGUUAAACUAGCCGCACCACACGAAAAAGCUGUACUACAAAAAUAUGUAAACAGAUCUGCUCUACUACACAUAUUCCUCACUUUUGGAUUUUAUUUAUCUAGCACGAAUAUCGUGUUGGGGCCAAUAUUUCUAUCGCAAUCGUUACCAACUUUCGCUGUUUAUCCUUUCGAUACGGCAUCACAUCCCGUUUACGAAAUUGUUUAUUUAACACAAGCAAUUACUGGUAUACAAGCUUCUACAGGUGCAACGAUUGAUUGCCAAGUCGCACUUUUACUAUGGUUCGCUGGUGCAAGAUUUGAAAUGUUGGAAAUUGAAAUAGCCAAUAGCGUGGACGAGUAUGAUCUUAAUCGAUGUAUAGAGAAACAUCGUCAGAUACUGAGUUAUGCAGAAAAAGUAGUAAAAACUGUACGUUUUGUGAUCCUUGCCACUGUUGGUAUUACAACCAUAUUAAUAAUAUUCAGUGAAAUAAAUUAUAUUUACAGUUUACUUUAG